UGUCAGUAAAGUUGUGUAAUAUUGUCAACGAUAACAAAACUGGUGUUUCGUGAUAAAUAAGACUAGUAUUAAAUAUUAAUGGAAAGAAAUCAGUUACAUAACAUAAUUGGUUAAUUAAGUACAAAAAAAAAAUUACAAACACGUCAAACAUGAAGACAGACAUUAAUGAUCCAUGGUGUGGAAUAGUUACAUCUGGAAUCAACGAUAGCAACUCUAUUAACCACUUCGAAGAUUCUUUUGUAGAAUAUCAAUCUGAACAUACAAAACUCGCCGAUUCAGAGGAGUAUUUAGCAAAACUUUAUUCCAGACUUAGAAAUCUUGAAAAAGGAACAUCAAAGAAAGAUCUUGUAACGUCUUUAGCAGAAGUAAAAGAAGAUUAUAUUGCACGUUUAAUAACUUCUGGUCAUAGACUUGAAACAGAAGAGGAGACAGAAUUAGCUUCAAAUCCUGUAAUAAGACACAUAGUACCACAUUUACAAGCAUUAACUGCUAGCGAAUUAGUUCAUCUUUUAAAGGCAGAUGUUCUUCAAGUAGUUACUGAAAGCGAACAAAACAAGGAUAUUAUAGAAAAAUCAUUAAAAAAUAAGUAAAUUUAAAUUUAUUGAUCAAAAAAACAAA
Messenger RNA from Colletes gigas, 618 nucleotides. RefSeq lists its product as uncharacterized. The record is from RefSeq and is a predicted model, not a curated record. Lineage: Eukaryota; Metazoa; Arthropoda; Insecta; Hymenoptera; Colletidae. Bases 150 to 590 code for a protein of 146 amino acids. Gene Ontology annotation, biological process: cilium organization. The transcript has 3 exons.